Magallana angulata is the source of this 2654-nucleotide messenger RNA. RefSeq names its product deoxynucleoside triphosphate triphosphohydrolase SAMHD1-like. NCBI's taxonomy places the organism in Eukaryota, Metazoa, Mollusca, Bivalvia, Ostreida, Ostreidae. Bases 924 to 2414 code for a protein of 496 amino acids. The record is from RefSeq and is a predicted model, not a curated record. Gene Ontology annotation, biological process: dGTP catabolic process. Gene Ontology annotation, molecular function: dGTPase activity. The transcript is spliced from 16 exons. Gene Ontology annotation, cellular component: nucleus.
AAUUCACAGCGUUAAAUUAUUUUGAAAAUUAAAAUCAUAAUCUUAGUCAGUGUUGCGUUUGAAUUUCACGCAAAUGACGCUGAAAGUGAAGUGGGUCAGAUAAAAUGCAGUAGUGCAAGGGCAUACACUUGAUCAAGUAUAUUGAAAAUUUCCAUGUCUUAUCAUUGUAUCCCUAUUAUAUCAAAAAGUGCUGGGAGCUGUAUGAAGUCGCUACGCAUUUCAUAUAAAUAAGCGUUAAUUGCGGGAAAUCCCAGUAAAUUGCUGUUCAUACACUGUUUACAUUGAAUUUAAUUAUUGUUCUUACUUGAAUAUUUUAAGCUCCCAGCACUUUUCAAAAUUUUGAAGGUUCAUUUUACAAGUUAGAAACAGAAAUAACUAUAUUUGUUUAUGUUAAGCCCUUGCACUUUGCAUUUUUUAGUAUUAUUCCUGGUUCAUCUAUUUUUAGCAGUAUCACGUGACAGGGUAUUCCCAAGAGACUCAAAAAUUGUCCAUCCGAUAACAAAUUAUUUAAUUUGUAUAAUCGAUAAAAUAUCACUUUGUUUAACAAAUGUUUGGAGUAGAAUACCAAGAUUGUUCAAAGGCUAACAUUUUAUGUGAUAAAUAUCGCUAUUUUUGUAUGGACGCCCUUAACAUAGCUGAGUCGGUGUGCCUUGCAUCGAUUAGGCAUUAAGCAAAUAUGUCGAUAUAUAUAUAUAACACCGAGAUAACAACAUCUACCAUUCUCUUUGUGUCAAGGUGCAUUUCUUUAUAGCAAUACAUUUGUUCACGAAAUCAAGGUAUAUCGUAAAGAAUGAUAAGAACCAAUUUUGGAUUUGUGACUGUAAGCCCUUACACUGAAAAAAAUUUCGUCCGUCUACUGUGCGAUACUGGGGUUUUUUUCACACAGCGUUUUCAGAUUAUCUAAGAAGAGGUUGUGUAACAGGAUGGAAACGAAGAUUAUCAAUGACCCAAUUUGGGGACCUAUAGAACUGCAUCCGUUGUGCAUCAGGAUCAUCGACACUCCACAGUUUCAACGACUUCGAUCCAUUAAACAGCUUGGUGGAUGCUCCUUUGUCUACCCAGGCGCUUGCCAUACUAGAUUUGAACACUCUAUCGGAACAUCAUAUUUGGCGAGAAGAUUAGGCCAAGAACUACAAAAGAAAAUAGCUGCAGAACAGUUAAAUGAGCUUGAAAUAACAGAUGAAGAAAUUCUUUGUUUGGAAGUAGCAGGGCUUUGCCAUGACUUAGGCCAUGGUCCAUUUUCCCACUUGUUUGAUCUACAAUUCUUUAAGAAGGCAAAACCUGGUGAAACAUGGGAACACGAGGACGCAUCAAUUAAAAUGAUCCAAGGAAUUUUUGAAAUCAUUCAGCAAGAUUAUGUUAACGAUGAGGAAAUUAAAUUCAUCAAAGAUCUAGUUAAGCAAACGGACGAAACUUGCACAGAAAAGCGUGAAACCAAACCUUUCCUUUACGAGAUAAUUGCCAACGAUUUAAACAAGAUUGACGUGGACAAAUGGGAUUAUUUUUCAAGAGACUGUCACAUGCUGGGACUCCAUCACAAUUUCCAAUGCGAGAGAAGCAUCAAAGUUGCCAGAUUAGUGAAACAUAACGGGAAAUACCACAUCAGCUUUCCAAAAUCGGAGUAUUUUAAUCUGUUUGACAUGUUUUACACCCGGUUUACUUUGCACCGUCGAGCUUACCAACAUUCUGUGACCAAAGCUGUAGAAAUGAUGAUAGCAGAUGCGUUUUUAAACGCAGACGAAAGCCUGAUGUUUCCACCUAAUCAAACGGACCAGUGGUGUUUGUCUGAGACGGUGAAAGAUAUGAGAGCAUAUCUAUGGGUAACUGAUGACAUCCUAAAUCAGAUAAGAACCCUUAACCCGGAUGGCAAUGACAAAAUCAAAAAAGCCCAAGAGAUUGUGGACAGAAUCUAUCGUCGAGACUUCUACAAAGUUAUCGGCGAAAAGCGAGUAAAAUGGAGGGACGAGUCCAAAUCGCUGCCGAAAAACUGUCUUAAAAAGUGGAUGGAAGAAAAAUUAACCACAGAUAAGGAUUUGUUUGAGAUACAGGUAAUAGUGUUUCAUUAUGGAAGCGGAAAGACAAACCCAAUGAAUAAUGUAAAACUGCAUCGAAACAUUAAAGAGGUAUCUGAGAAAGAAAAGGAGUCAGAACAUUGCAAUGGGGACAAAGGAAAAAAAUCUAAGACAUGCAAGCGUGUUCAACGUGCAGUUAUGACUAAUGACGAGAUUUCUGACAUGUUGCCUGCCAAGUUUGAGCAAAUUUACUUGCGACUUGUUUGGAAGGGCGAUACAAGUCCACAGUCGUAUCAAGAGAUACUGAUGGAAUUUUCUAAGUUAAAAGGAUAUGAUGACGAGAACAUCAAAGUUGACUUUAUAGAUACAAUGCAAGUCGGUGAUAGUGAAAAAAGUGAUUAACAAAGUUCGUACCUUAAUUAGGAACAAAACAAGUGCCGGUCGCCUGCAGUCAAGUUUUACAUAUAUAUUUUCCACAAGUAAAACAUAUGGUUUGAAACAGUCGUCUGUGCAUAUGUUGGAUAAUUUAUCGUUUGUAUAACUGUUUAUUACAUACUUAGUUAUACAUGUAAAUACAUGUACAUCAUUUUGCAUACAUUAAUAUACGAUACAGCAUGUUUCCCGUAUCAAACCCCGUGGCAG